Molecule: messenger RNA, 8496 nt
Organism: Nothobranchius furzeri (turquoise killifish)
Lineage: Eukaryota; Metazoa; Chordata; Actinopteri; Cyprinodontiformes; Nothobranchiidae
Product: axin-2
Biological process (GO): cell development; regulation of centromeric sister chromatid cohesion; positive regulation of proteasomal ubiquitin-dependent protein catabolic process
Cellular component (GO): nucleus; plasma membrane; beta-catenin destruction complex
Molecular function (GO): protein kinase binding; molecular adaptor activity; beta-catenin binding
Source: RefSeq, a predicted model, not a curated record
UAAACUGUUUUUUUAACCCCCUGGAGGCAGGCGUUGCAGAUUAUCAACGUUAAACCCUACCUGGUUAUUCCGCAUAAGUAUUUAAUGAUUAUUUUUUAACUCAGAAGAACCCCUGAAGGACUUAGUUGUUCGUCCUUUUAUCAAAACUUACUUUGAGCCUGAGAGGGUUACAUCACUUUGAGUCACAAUGUAAGUUGUUGCUUCACCUCCUAUCUUCAUAUUUUUGCUUCUAAGCAUCCAGACUUUCUUGAUGUGGUCUUGAUCAAUAGUUUUCAGGCUUUCUGAAGGUUUUGCAAGAGUUUUCUCUGAACUUUUUUCCUUCACUCAUUUUCUUCCCAGCGCCAGACCAAUUUCAGAGGGUUUUUAAUGCCACCUGACUCUGACUUAUGAAUGAUUCAGGGAUAAAACAGCUCCUAAACUCAAAGGUGAACCAGGGGUGUGUCAAUACUACAGAAAACCUAGCAAAUGUCAAUGACGUGAUUCUCUAGGAGCUAUUAGGUACACUAAAGGGCGAUGCAUCUCUCAGGCCUAGCUUCACAUCUUUUGUGGACUUUUUUCUUUUUUCAUAAAGACAUAACAUUCAAGCACAGCCUUUAAAGAGCAAGUCACCCCCAAAUCUACUUUUUUCUACUGAUAAAGUAAAUGAAUGUCUAAUCAUGUUGAAGACAUGUCAAUAAUUUGGUACUUUAGUGCAUCUAAUAUUUAAAUAUUCUGCCUAAAACUGUCAGUGUCCAGGUGAAAACUCUGCACUGCAUUUUUAUUUAAAUCUGUCAUCGCUAUUGGCUAAAAGGUACACUAUGAUGUUAGCUGGUACAUUAUGAUGUCACAAUGUCGUUACGAGCCUGUGUUUUUGUGUGUUUGUUGGCAACUCCGCCCUCUCGCAUUUGUUGCAUUUUUAAACAGGAAGUGGGAGUGGACUAAGACUCAGAUAGGGGGUGACUUGCUCUGUAGUUUUUUUUAAACGUGACACGUCUUCUUUUGUCCUCCACUAGGCCACUUUUUGCAUUUUUUUAACACUGCACAAUUGUGAUGGUCAGAUAGAGACAACACGUGUGAAAAAGCAGCCAAAGUCUAAAGGAAACAAAAUUUUGAUCAAGAUCACGAGAAAAGCUUGGAUUCUUGACAAUGAGACAUAAGGAAAAUGCUCCAAGCUUUGAUGAGCUGUUACUGUCGUUGCCUCGUCAGUAUCACACUUACAAGUUUUCAGUCGCCGUUAAUUCGUGCUCCUGCUUUUAUCCUAACCGUAAGUAAGGGUUUGUGUUUUUAUGUAAUCAGAGGAGUUUCUCUCUGUACCCUGGAGGAGCAGCAGACCUGCUGGGGCUCAGACGCCACCAGCUGUGGCUCUUUAGCUGGGACAGUGAGUUUGAUGUUAGGGACGUGUUUCUGUUCAGGAUGUGAGCGAACACAAGUUGAAGGUGACAAAGUGUCCUUUGAAUGAUGAGUAAUCCCUGCGUCAUCACGGCCUCUUCAAGAGGACAUUUCUCUUUUAUUAACUUUGAUAGGAAGAGAUGCAUCAAGGGAGAAAGUUUGGCUGCACCUUUAGCUGUUCAGAGUGUUUGCUGCCUUUGUAUUGUACUUUUUGGAUUUGUCCACUGAGACUAAAAGAGCACAUAAACACCCACAGAGCCACUUUCAGGAACACAGCCAGUCAUCUUGAACAAAGGCUCCCCUGUGGAGGCUCUUUUGAGCAUUAAAGGCCUAUCCAGAACUCUCAGUAAACAUUAACUCUGAUAACUAAAGCCACAGUCCACUGCUCUGUGUCCACUCUGGAAAUAGAUGCAUAUUUAGGGAUGUCUCAGUUCCUGCAGCUGAGGAACAUGCACAAAUCUGCACAGUCAGGUGUGAAGAGGGGCAGGUCAUUUGCUGUUUCAUCUGUUGUGUAUGCACUUACCCAUGCUGCCACUGGUAGAAGCUGCAGAGCAAUCAAAACGGUUUCACCUGAAAUGGGUGGAAUGUGAAGCAAAAGGCAUUUGUUUUAUUUAUUGUUUCAAGAAUGAUGGAGAUGGUUCUUUGACAAAUCUGAGUUUUGCAUCAGGGUCUGAGCUCUACUUUUUUUUCUUAUGGGGAUUAAAACUUACAGAUUUGUCUUUAUUCUGGACUUUUUACCUUUAAUGUGACAAAUGUCAUUGCUAUUCGGCCAUUUUGAAGUGUAAUUCUGUGUAAGUUAUCAUGUUACCUUUUGUUGAUAGCUUCUGUAGAAAUAGUUUAAUAAUUCAGGAUAGAUGAGCUAAUGGCUAGUCUGAGCUAAGCCCAGCACAAUGAGCGUUGCUGCCAUCAUAAGACAGACCGAUGGACCUUUUUCCACCAGGAUUGAAGAAAGUGAAGCUAUAAUACCCUGUUAACCAGAGUGGGCUCGCGUGGGACGUGGGGCUCUAAGGCUUGCCUACUGCACUGCACAAAAUUACAGCAUUUCUUAUUCAUAAGGGAAUAAAUACGUGAGUGUAAAACAUCAAAGUAGAUUUUAUGUGACAUAACAGAAGGCAACACCUGAAAAAGUCUGGGACUUAUUUUAUUAUUUUUGUCCCAAAAAUCCCUUUCAUUUAUAUGGAGUGGGCGGAGCUUCAGCCCGCUCAGGAGCCAGUCACUAGCGGCCCCUUUACACUAUGGCCGGCUCGGUCUGAGCCGGGUGGGGUCAUUGCAUUUACAUUGGUGUUGUUUGUACGGAGUCCACUGCUUUUGUUUUGUUUUGCCCCACGCUUCGUUUCGUGCUGAACCGACUCAACACAGCCACCUUUAGUCUGGUUGGCUGGAUGGAGUUAUGUCACUCUCACACCUACCUAGUGGGAACCUCUGAUUGGCACAGGUAAAAUCAGCCAGCUGUGGCUUCCUGCAUGCACGAUUUAUUAGAAAUCUGGAUACAGUGGGGUAAACAUCUUCUCUAACUGCAGCUUGGAACUGUCAGAGCUGCAGCAGCAUGACGACUGACCUUCUGCCGUGAGAGCUCUUGAAUGGAGGAGCCCACGGCAGCACCACUGCUCAGUGAGAGGAAGCUGUGUGCUUCAUGUCAGCAUCUCCAAAAGCAACUGAGCCCUCUUCUGUUUAUUAAAUAAUGCCAGUUAGGAAUGACACUGAGGACUUAUUGGCACCACUUUAGUAGGACAUGUCCAUGUCCUCACCCACAUCUGCAUUCUUGAGAAGGCACAUCGGGGUGGGCUGUCCACACCCGACCUAGGCCGAGAUGCUUUCUUUUAGCUUCUGAUUCUGUUUUUAUUCUCAGAUUUUGUUCCAAACAUCCAAAUGAAACUGCUGCCCUCUUAAAACAACUCAGAUUGACAUGUUUUAUAAAUGCACAUAAAUGUUAAAACAUUCAUACCUAUUUAACUUUCACAUCAUGGUUGGUUAGUUUAGUAGAAAUAUGAAGAAAUUCCUGCUGGACAUGGUCCGUGGAAGUGCCAGGCUCAACUUUGCUAGCAAGCUUUGUUUUGCGAUGCAAAGUCAUAGCUUGGCCUGCCAGACUCGACCUCUGUCUUUUCUACACAGAAGACGAGUCCGGAUAACCAGAGGCAGAGAGCACCAUGGGGGCGGGACUAGCCAGAUCAAAAAUAACCAAUCAGAAAAAAAGGCAGAAAUGAUGAUUGUAUCACAUGACGCUGAAGUUUUUUUUUAGCAGAAGUCAAAGAUGAUUUUUAUGGUGCGUUCGAUUUGACCUCGGAGCUCGGAAAUCCCGACUUCCAAGUAGGAAAAAUCAAACGAAACCCCCUCAAAGCCGGACCUCCCGGUCGGAAACUCAUAAGAAUUGUCAUGGCUGGUCAGGCUAGCAAAAUCUGAUGCAAAAUUUUAUAAAAUACUUGCACGAACUACUAUGAAUCUGAGUAGAUUUAAACCGUUUUAAGAUGGCAGCAAUGCACUUUGGUCAUGGUUGGACUAUCUCAUCAGUCCUUCUGUUCUAACAUCUAUUUCUAUGAACAGAGGCUGUUCGUGAUGUUUUCUACAACGAGUAAGUUAGUAAUUACUUUAAACUUUUUCACACAAAAAAAACCCUCAAAAUAUCCGAAAUAUCUCCUUAAGCUGUGAGCGCCCCAGGACUCCAGUGGGUUGAUCUAAAAAACAACAACAAUGUGGUCUUUUGAGAAAAGAGCCUUUAAAGUACAUGUGGCAACGGACUGUAACGAUAUAAUGCUGCUGUUGGGGCGGCAGACGCUCCAAGCCCUCAGGGAGUUGGCUGAAGAUUGCCCGUCUUUGAUAAGGUCCUCACACUGGAGCUGCAACUUCUUGAUCUGGGAAAAAAAAAAUGAACACAACGCGGCGUAAACGCUUAAAAUUCAUAAAAUAAAUCCAACUGCGUUUAAAACACGCGUCAUCACGUGUGACUGCGACGUAUCCUCGAAUCCCUGGCUCUAUUUUGGCUGUUUUGCAUUAUUAUUGUUAUUCUGGGAGAGUUGUUUGUUAUGCAGCUGUCAGGACCAGGCAGUCGGCUCGUCACUUUGAAGUGAGCAGCUCCAGCCUCGCGCUUCAGUUGGUGUUGGAGUCGCCUACAGGAGAGACCUGCUGUGGCGGCAUGGUAGCCUGAAACGCACGGGGAGGAGGAAAGGGAAGGGGGAGAUAAGCGAGAUUUUCCCCCUCGUGUGCAUUUUUCCCACUCCAACCCGAACUGAUUGCAUUUGGACGCGUUUUGGGGACCAGAGAGGUGGAUUACACGCGCUUUUUGUGGAUAAAUAACCACCGGGAGUUAGAUUGGAGGAACAAACUCGUGGAUCGAUGAGAGAGAAGACGGGCAGCCCGGAGAGAAGCCCCCUCCGCUGACAUAAGAGAGUGAGGAGAUUACAGUAGAAGCUCAGAAAGAGGAGGUGAUCAGCACACGGGCUCCUCUCUCUCUCUCUCCUCCUGCUGCCUUUCAGAGACAUGAGCCGGGCGCUUAUGGACCAGAUCUCCAGUAGUUUCCGCGAAGAUGCCCCUCGACCCCCGGUGCCCGGGGAGGAGGGCGAUGCGCCCAGCUACUCCUGCAAACUGAUGAAGCCCCUCGACCCUCCCAAACCCGUCCUGCUCGGCUCUCCGGAGUCCUCAGCGAGGAGGACCGAGGAGCCGGAGGGCAGCGCCUCCCCGGACUCGCCACUGUCCCGGUGGACCAAGUCUCUGCACUCGCUCCUCGGGGACCAGGACGGCGCGCUCCUGUUCAGGACCUUCCUGGAGCGGGAGAAAUGCGUGGACGCGCUGGACUUCUGGUUCGCCUGCAACGGCUUCAGGCAGAUGGAUCUGAAGGACACCAAAACGCAGAGGGUCGCCAAAGCCAUCUACAAGCGCUACAUCGAAAACAACAGCGUGGUGGCCAAGCAGCUGAAGCCGCCCACCAAGACCUUCAUCCGGGAUAGCAUCAAGAAGCAGCACAUCGACUCUGCCAUGUUUGACCAGGCGCAGACGGAGAUCCAGACCAACAUGGAGGAGAAGGCGUACCAGAUGUUUCUGACCUCUGACAUUUACCUGGAGUACGUGAGGACAGGGGGGGAGAGCCCGAACCACGGCUCGGGAUCUCUGGGCAGCCUGAAGGUUGUGUGUGCUUACUUGCCCACGCUCAACGAGGAGGAGGAGUGGAGUUGUGACUUCAAAGCCAAAGCUCUGGUUGGACUGAAGGGCCACAGGGCUCCCAUGUCCCCGAGGGCCGUGGAGAUGAUGGAGAGGGGAUACAGAUCAUACAAGAGAGGAGACUCCCUCGCCCCCUGCCACGUGGGCUCGUUCGCCCCCGCCAGCAGCACCAACGACAGCGAGGUGUCCAGCGACGCGCUGACGGACGACGCCAUGUCUGACGUAGACGGCAUUCCUCCGUAUAAACUGGGCUCCAAGAAGCAGCUCCAGAGGGAGAUGCAGCGCAACAUGAAGAUGAACAGCCAAGUGUCUCUGCCUGCUUUUCCUCGGACGCAUCGUCCUCCAAAGGAGAUGGUCCCAAUGGAGCCGGCGGAGUUUGCUUCCCAGCUGAUCUCCCGUCUGGAGAACCUGAAGAGGGAGCAGGACACCAUCAGCUCUCUGGAGGAAAGGCUGCAGCAGAUCCAGGAGGAGGAGGAGCGAGAAGACGCAGACCUCUCCGAAAGUGCUCCCCAGCUCUCCCCGCAUCCUCUGACUCUCCUCUCCAGCUCUUCAGACGAGGAUCCUCAGGCCAUCCUGGACGAGCACCUUUCUCGAGUUCUGAAGACGCCCGGCUGCCAGUCGCCCACCGUGAUCCGGCACUCCCCACGAUCCAGCUCCCCGGAGCUCCGCCCUUUCGCCUGCGCAGGCUUUGGACUCAAUUCUCUGGGAAAGAGCGGGCCUCCGAGUUCUUCUGCAUCCAGCCCGGACCAGGGGGCCUUCCCUCUGGGUCUGGGCGCCAGCCGCACCCUGGUGACCAGGCAGAGCACCAAACACAUCCACCACCAUUACAUCCAUCACCACGCCAGCCCCAGGUCCAAGGUGCAGAUCGAGAGGGAGGCGGCCCUCAGGUUGCACGGUGUGUGCUCUGGCGCUGGCAGGUGCCAGUCCUGCCAGGUGUACCCGCGGAGCCGCAGCCUGGGCAGAGAGAUGUGUGGCGCCGUCUCUACAGACUCCAGUAUGGGGCGCUCCAGCUCGCUGUCCCGGUGCGUUUGUCGCUCGGGGGCGGAGGUUGGGGUUGCAGAGCGGUGUGCGGAGGACUGUGGGUCCCUACAGCUGCCCAGCGCCACGGCAGACCCCACCCAGAAUGUGCUGCAGUGGAUCCUGGAGAGCAAACGCCAGGGUCGGCACAAGCCCCACAGUGCUCAGAACACCAAGAAGUCCUUCGGGAGCUCGUCGGCUCAGACUCACACGUGGGGCGGAGGGGGAAACUGCGCCCACCUACGAAACCACCAGCCGGCGCAGCCGUUCAUCCAAGACCCCGCCAUGCCUCCUCUUCCGCCUCCCAACACUCUGGCACAACUGGAGGAGGCCUGUCGCAGACUGGAGGAGGUGUCCACCAAACCCGCCAAACCACGGCAUUUGCUAAGUCUUCAGCGAGAGAAGGUCCACCAGGCGUCUGUCCAGGGUGGGAGCUCCGUCCCUCAGUCUCUUGCCAGCCCCGCUGCCCUCGCUACGGCUAGCACGAGUCUCCAGUCGGAAGACUGUAAGAAAAGUUUGGGAUGCGUCGGUGAGACGGUGGUGACGUACUUCUUCUGCGGCGAGGAGAUCCCUUACCGGAGGAACAUGAAGAGCCACAGUCUCACGUUGGGUCACUUCAAAGAGCAGCUCCGCAAGAAGGGCAACUACAGGUACUACUUCAAAAAGGCCAGCGACGAGUUCGAAUGUGGCGCCGUGUUCGAGGAAGUGUCGGACGACAGCUCCUUGCUGCCCACCUACGAGGGCAAGAUCCUGGGGAAGGUGGAGCGGAUGGAGUGACUGUUGGGGAAGACGCUCCUCCAGGCGGCUCGUUUCUGUGCGGAUGUCCUUCGUUAAGCUAAGACUGCAGGACUGGAGACGUGGAAGGAUAACGUGGACUUGUUAAACCCUACAGAACACAACGGAAGCUGGAUGAGUCACUAGUGGACUAAAGGGAGAACGGCUGCCUUGGACAGAGGGAAUCGUGUACUGUGUGUGCGCGCGUGUGUGUGUGUGGACGUGCGAGUGUGUUGCUGGACUGAAAUCUUUCCAGGAGAGAGAUCUCAAGAGACUUUAGGUGAAUGACCACUGAUCCGAACCCAGCCUUAUGUAUAUGCAGAUAUACAUAGGCAUUGUAACGUGUGGGAUGCUUGUAUUGCUGUGUAAAGAUUUCUAUAUCUAUUUAUUGGGCGUUUCCCAGUUCAGUCCGAGCUGUCUGGAUCGGCUCCUUCAGUUUUCCACAUCCAGAAGUUCUCCCGUCAGAGCGCGGGUCCUUAAGGAAACGGGAGAGGGUUUGACUUCCUCUCACCCCGUCCCGUCGAACUCACAAAGAACCGUCUCAGAGUUCGAUCUCGUCUUUACUACUGCGGUGCCGUCUGUGGAGCGCUCUUCGUGUGCUAUGGAAAACGAGCAAAAAUGCUAUUAAUGUUUCAUUUCCCUGCGCUGGGAUUCUGCCCGGCUAGCCUUGAUCAGUCAGUGCCUUUGUUUCCGUGGCGCAGGCAUCGCACAAAUAGCCUACAAUGUGUAGGAAACUGCUCCGAAACAGGUCUUCAAGUCCCCCAAAAAUGUGUUUACACCCAUAUUAAUGUUUCCCAACACAAAAAAGCUCUAGUGUGUGUGUGUGUGCGCGUGUGUGUAUUCUGCACUGUGAGAUGCAGAUGUGAUAGUUGUAUACACACUAUGCUCAUAGUGUUUUUACUGGAGUACAGUAGCUGUGCCUACAUGGAUUCUCCCAUGUUUUACCCGGUUUUCAGGGUCUUUUUAAUCCCUUGGUUUUCACAAGGGGCCUCAUGUUGAAAAAGAUAUUUUUAUGGCUUUUAUUAUCCGUUUCAUGUUUUCUGUUUCAUUACUUCUUCGGCUCCACACGUAAACUGUAAAUUAUGCAUUCUAUAGAGCUCAAGUUGGAAAAGAUGCCUCGGUACUUUAAUUAUUGUAAUUAUAAAGAGAUGUAGCCUUUAUUAAAAUGUUUUAUUUUUCAAAUGA